CCGCUGUGAAACGUAACCACACGGCGCUAUGAAGGCAUCCCGGAAGACUCCACCACCCGCCCCGUUUAUCCCCCAAACACAAAUACGCACCAUUUGGCUCCUUCUCGUUUACGCGUCGCACGCCGCCGCCGACACAAUGGCAGACAAGACCCAGUUGCCAAGCAGAGACCGCGCUAUGAAAGGAAGGGACGAGAAAAUGGUCGUGGCAGACAAGCAUGCAGUCAGUGGGAAUCCCACUGUGGAGCCCUUUCCAGAAGGCAUGGAGACCAUUAUGUUUGGAAUGGGCUGUUUCUGGGGAGUCGAGAAACUCUUCUGGAAGCUUCCAGGAGUCUUCUCCACACAGGUGGGCUACGCCGGAGGCUUCACGCCCAACCCCAAUUACGAGGAGGUCUGCACAGGUCUGACGGGUCACACCGAGGUGGUGAGGGUGGUCUUCUCCCCUAAAGAGAUCAGCGUGGAGCAACUUCUCAAACACUUUUGGGAAGGCCACGAUCCCACACAAGGCAUGAAGCAGCACAAUGACCGCGGCACCCAGUACCGCUCGGCCAUAUACACGUCCAACCCCGUUCAACAGGAGCUGGCGCUGAAGAGCAAAGUGGUCUUCCAGCCGGAGCUGGAGAAGAAGGGCUAUGGUCCCAUCACAACUGAGAUUCUGGAAGGGCAGCAUUUUUACUACGCCGAGGACUAUCACCAGCAGUACCUCAAGAAGGUACCUAACGGGUAUUGUGGGCUCAAAGGCACCGGGGUCUCUUGCCCCAUGGGAGCUGGGAAGGAUGAGCUGUAAGGGGGUAUGUGGUGAGAAAAGCAAUAAUCAGUUGAUGGUUAAAUAUCUUCUAUAAGCACUUAAAGUCACCGUCGACUGUUUUUCUUAUUGCAUUUUUUAAUUACUGGAGUUAAAUACAUGCAUUUAUCUGUAAUUUUGUACUCACAUAAUGGUCAUAUUAACUAUAAAUUCAGAGUGAAGGAUGAUAUUUUCAGCACAAUUCUGUAGUGCAAACAAAAAAAAAAGAAAGCAAAACAACUCCUAGUCACAGUCAAAAAUGUAACUGGAAAAAAAAACGUUUAAAAAACAGUUGGUGCAGCACUUCGCAGUAACGGUUUGUUUCCAUUGGAUGGCGACAUUUCUCAAAGAACGCAAAUUCAACCACAUGAGAUUUUUAAGUUGAAGUCAAAUAUCAAAGGAUUGCUUGAAGGUAAAAACAUGGUUGUUUUUGUGAACCUGAAUUGUUUUCAUAUCUGGUACUCGUUUUAUGUCUUCUUAAAACCAAAACACUGUGACUGAGCUCGGGCUCUUUUUAUAUCCCUUACAGAUUGUAAUCUGUAACAUAAUGGUAGUAUUCGUAUUAGAAUGGAAAUACAAUAUAUAAUAUAUAACUUUACCAGCAUGAUUUUACUGAAAUGUUUUUUUUGGAUUUUUACUGUGAAUUAUAAAUACAAAUUAUAAAGACAAAUUGAACCCAUGUCUCAUUUUGGGAAUAAUAAAAUCUAUUUUCUGUC
Molecule: messenger RNA, 1497 nt
Organism: Mugil cephalus (flathead mullet)
Lineage: Eukaryota; Metazoa; Chordata; Actinopteri; Mugiliformes; Mugilidae
Gene: msrab
Product: peptide methionine sulfoxide reductase MsrA 1
Exons: 6
Coding region: 29-784 (251 amino acids)
Biological process (GO): cellular response to oxidative stress
Cellular component (GO): cytoplasm
Molecular function (GO): peptide-methionine (S)-S-oxide reductase activity
Source: RefSeq, a predicted model, not a curated record